AUGAGACAAGUGUCAUUGCCCUGUAUCGGCUCGGCAUAUAUGCUAGAGACGGGAUUGUCUAAUUCCCCAACGAAUUUCUUCACCGGAGAGUGUUCUGGGUGCUUAGGGCUGAAACGCAAGGCUAGAAAGAAGCAAAAAUGUGUGAGACCACAGGUCAAAGUCACGCGAUGCGCUAAAAAGAACGCGGCUCAAGUUCUCCUCACAAACAACGCAGAAAGGUACGUGAGACUUGACGAAAAGGAAAAGAGACUUCAAUACACCACAUCAUUAAAAAUGGCUCACAUAGCACGAAAUGAUAAGGCAAAGUCUCGAGUGCUUCUCUUGCCCUACCAACAACCGAGAUCUCGACAAUUUUACCUGGCUUCUCCCGAGUUCUCGGAUCUCGAGUAA
Molecule: messenger RNA, 390 nt
Organism: Sclerotinia sclerotiorum 1980 UF-70
Lineage: Eukaryota; Fungi; Ascomycota; Leotiomycetes; Helotiales; Sclerotiniaceae
Exons: 2
Coding region: 1-390 (129 amino acids)
Source: RefSeq, a predicted model, not a curated record